Physcomitrium patens is the source of this 1424-nucleotide messenger RNA. RefSeq lists its product as uncharacterized. The record is from RefSeq and is a predicted model, not a curated record. NCBI's taxonomy places the organism in Eukaryota, Viridiplantae, Streptophyta, Bryopsida, Funariales, Funariaceae. Gene Ontology annotation, molecular function: GTPase activity; GTP binding.
CCGCCGUGUGGGAUCGCGGUGCGUUCCGAAGCAGAGUUGGCUUGGUUUGGUUUUGCCUCUGAUGAAGAGAGGUGAGGUGGGUUGAGAGUUGAGUUGAGGUGCAGGAACGCAGCAACGCAGCAACGCAGGCCAGGGUUCAUGCUUUGUCGUCGGCUUCGCCGUCAACAUCUGCUGCUGCUGAGGAAGCACGGUGGAUCCAUUCGUGCGCACACGCCUCGUUAGCCAUGACUCCUCCUCCUCACUGCUGCUCCUUCCUCCUCUCUGGGUCCCUCUUCCUCCCCACUACCCACCUCUGAUUUCUGCCUCUCCAGUCGAAGUUUUCCGAUUUGGAUCACGCGUGUGCUGUUUCUGCGCUCUAGGCGUGCUUGAGUGCUACUGCUCGUUCCUGGGGUAGCUCGAGGCUAUGGGGAACACUUUCCGCAAGCUCUUUGACUCCAUCUUCGGCAACAAGGAGAUGCGGGUGGUGAUGCUUGGAUUGGACGCGGCAGGCAAAACUACCAUUCUCUAUAAGCUUCAUAUCGGGGAGAUUCUAUCCACCGUUCCUACCAUUGGGUUCAAUGUGGAGAAAGUUCAGUACAAGAACGUCGAGUUUACAGUGUGGGAUGUUGGAGGUCAAGAGAAAUUGCGGCCUCUGUGGCGGCAUUAUUUCAACAACACUGAUGGUUUGAUCUAUGUUGUUGAUUCAUGUGAUAGAGAACGAAUUGGCAAGGCAGCGACUGAAUUUCAGCAAAUCAUAAAUGAUCCACUGAUGAGGAAUAGUGCAAUUCUUGUAUUUGCAAACAAACAAGAUAUGAAAGGAGCUUUGAGCACUGCAGAGGUCUGUGAACAAUUCGAGCUCUUUAAUCUCAAGAAUCGAAGAUGGCAAAUUCAAGGCACAUGUGCUCCCAAAGGUGAAGGCUUGUACGAGGGGCUCGACUGGCUCGCCACCACAUUAAAACAGAUGCAAGCAGCUGGGAUUUCUACCUCUGUAAAGGCUGCUUGACGUUUUCGUUAGUUAGUUAACUUAUCCUUGCGGAGGAGGGACAUUGUGUUCAAAUUUUAUUUGCCCUUGUAAUUAGUGGCUGGUGCUAAAUCUAUUAGUCUACAUUUUAUGUGUUGAGAGAUAUCAAAUUUUAGUUAAAUAUUUGGCACUCUAGGCUUAGACCAUCUGCAGCAAUAUUUGUGAAGAUUCGUUGCGAUUCUUUAGGGGUUCUUACUUCGCAGCAUCUUUCUGCUUGGUUCGCUUUGUGGGACGUUCACUGCUGCUCUUGCCACCAGUUAGAGGACAAUCACUUCCUUUUUCCUGUUGGGCUGUGUUGUAUUUCCACGUUCCCAAAUGAUUCUUUUGUGGAAAAAUUGCACAGAACAUCGAGCUAGGAGUAUGUAUUAUCCUCUAAAUUUAGUCUUCACUGCUUUGUCCAUAGCCUUUUAUCAGGUUGACCUGA